Molecule: messenger RNA, 647 nt
Organism: Rhineura floridana
Lineage: Eukaryota; Metazoa; Chordata; Lepidosauria; Squamata; Rhineuridae
Gene: GNG4
Product: G protein subunit gamma 4
Exons: 4
Coding region: 382-609 (75 amino acids)
Biological process (GO): G protein-coupled receptor signaling pathway
Cellular component (GO): heterotrimeric G-protein complex
Molecular function (GO): G-protein beta-subunit binding
Source: RefSeq, a predicted model, not a curated record
GCUGGAAUUCCUUUUCCUCGGGGACGCGCGCCCAAAGCCUGGAAAGAGCUCUAUCUGGCUCAAUCAUAGCGAGAAGGGAGGAGUGGCGUGGCUGCCUUGGCGGUGGGUUGGCCAGCCCGCGGGUCUCAGGCGCCUUCUGGGAGGGAAGAGCAUCUAGGGGGCGUGGUGGGCAGGUCGUGCUCUCGGGCCGUGCCGUAUUUCUCUUUUUCCUUGCGCCGGUCAGGGCUGAAAAGCCUUCCAGGCAUGUGCCGCCUCCGCACGAUUCUGGUUGUAGCCGGAGCUUGAGCGUUGCUACUUCGUGGAGGCUCGCUGUUGAAGCUUCCGUCUUUAUCUACUGGGGUCGCUGGCUCUGGAAGUUCAUCUCUCACGAGGAAAAACAGGAUGAAGGAGGUAAUGUCUAAUAACAGCACAACAAGUAUAUCUCAAGCAAGAAAAGCAGUGGAGCAGCUGAAAAUGGAGGCAUAUCUGGACAGGAUAAAGGUAUCCAAGGCUGCUGCUGACUUAUUGGCAUACUGCGAUGCUCAUAUGGGAGAAGAUCCCCUUAUUAUACCAGUGCCCACAUCUGAAAAUCCAUUCAGGGAGAAGAAGCUCUUGUGUACUAUUCUUUGAAUCACCUUGCAAUUAAAAAUGCCCUUUGUGAAAACACA